Messenger RNA from Fraxinus pennsylvanica, 687 nucleotides. The record is from the annotation of a GenBank genome assembly. NCBI's taxonomy places the organism in Eukaryota, Viridiplantae, Streptophyta, Magnoliopsida, Lamiales, Oleaceae.
AUGGCUUCUUUUGCUUUCUCGGUUUUACCAAAUAUUCAUUUGAUCCACAGAAAACCCAUCUCGUUAAAUUUGCUUUUAACCCCAUUCUCAGUCACUUUUCCAUUGAAUAGCUCUCACUUGUGCAUCUGUUGCGCAAUCAAGACUGGUUCGAAUGACGGUGUGGUUCGGAGCGGGCAGGAUUCGCAGUCUUAUGCUUCGGAUAUGUUGAGGAAGCCAGUCGUCUCGCCGCCGUUUGAUGGAGGUGACGGUGAUGGAGAGUCGGCGAAGGACGAUUCGGAUUAUGAAACUGAGAAGAAAAGUGGCGAUGGUGACACGUGGGUGGAUUGGGAAGACCAGAUUUUGGAGGACACUGUGCCUCUUGUAGGCUUUGUGAGGAUGAUUCUUCAUUCUGGAAAAUAUGAAAGUGGUGAUAAGUUAAGUCCUGAACACGAGAGAACAAUUCUAGAAAGAUUGCUUCCUUAUCAUCCAGAGUCUGAAAAGAAGAUUGGAUGUGGAGUUGAUUAUAUUACGAUUGGCUACCAUCCUAAUUUUGAAAGUUCACGAUGUUUAUUCAUAGUUCGGAAGGAUGGAGAAUUGGUUGACUUCUCAUAUUGGAAAUGCAUAAAGGGUUUGAUCCGAAAAAAUUAUCCUCUGUAUGCAGACAGCUUCAUACUUAGGCAUUUUCGGAGGCGUAGACACCAUGAUUGA